This is a messenger RNA of Sphaerodactylus townsendi, 4551 nucleotides long. It is a transcript of the gene HNF4A, whose product is annotated as hepatocyte nuclear factor 4 alpha. Gene Ontology annotation, biological process: anatomical structure development; cell differentiation; positive regulation of transcription by RNA polymerase II. The record is from RefSeq and is a predicted model, not a curated record. Gene Ontology annotation, molecular function: RNA polymerase II cis-regulatory region sequence-specific DNA binding; nuclear receptor activity; zinc ion binding. Lineage: Eukaryota; Metazoa; Chordata; Lepidosauria; Squamata; Sphaerodactylidae.
GCGGGGCCAAUAACCUCUGGCUGAAGAAUCGCUGCAAUCCGGCCCCGUGUUUGCUGAUGAUAAUGCGCCUUUCCAAAGCCCUGAUAGACAUGGAGAUGGCAGAUUAUAGCGCAGCUUUAGACCCAGCUUACACUACUCUGGAGUUUGAGAACAUGCAAGUCCUGGCAAUAGGCAACGAUACCUCGCCCUCAGAAGCAACAAACCUCAGUGCCUCCAACAGCAUCGGGGUCAGUGCCUUGUGUGCCAUCUGUGGGGACCGUGCCACCGGGAAGCACUAUGGAGCCUCCAGCUGUGAUGGCUGCAAAGGGUUUUUCAGGAGAAGCGUCAGAAAGAACCACAUGUACUCUUGCAGGUUUAACAGGCAGUGUGUUGUGGACAAGGACAAAAGAAACCAGUGUCGAUACUGCAGGCUAAAGAAAUGUUUUCGAGCAGGAAUGAAGAAAGAAGCUGUACAGAACGAACGUGAUCGAAUCAGCACCCGUCGCUCCAGCUACGAAGACAGCAGCUCACCUUCCAUUAACGUUUUACUGCAAGCAGAAGUCCUUUCACAACAGAUGUCAUUGCCCCUUUCUGUGAUCAGUGGAGAUAUCAGGAAAAAGAUUGCUAAUAUUGCGGACGUGUGUGAGUCUAUGAAGCAGCAGUUGCUAGUGCUGGUGGAGUGGGCCAAGUACAUCCCAGCCUUCUGCGAGCUUCCUUUGGAUGAUCAGGUGGCUUUGCUACGUGCACAUGCAGGGGAGCACCUCUUACUAGGAGCAGCCAAGCGGUCAAUGAUCUUCAAAGACAUCCUGCUACUAGGAAAUGAUCACAUAAUCCCUAGGAACUGUCCGGAAUUGAUGGAGGUCAGCCGUGUGGCCGUGCGGAUCCUGGAUGAACUCGUGUUGCCUUUCCAGGAACUGCAGAUUGAUGACAACGAAUAUGCAUGUUUGAAAGCCAUCAUCUUCUUUGAUCCAGAUGCUAAAGGCCUCAGCGACCCCACCAAGAUCAAAAGGAUGCGGUACCAAGUCCAAGUCAGCCUGGAGGACUACAUCAAUGACCGGCAGUAUGACUCCCGGGGACGCUUUGGAGAGCUGCUUCUCCUGCUGCCGACCCUCCAGAGCAUCACCUGGCAGAUGAUAGAGCAGAUUCAGUUCGUCAAACUCUUUGGCAUGGCUAAGAUCGACAACCUGUUGCAGGAGAUGCUGCUGGGCGGGUCGUCGAGUGAUACGCCUCAUGCUCACCAUCAUGCUCUGCACCCACACCUUAUCCAGGAGAAUCUAGGUACAAACGUCAUUGUGGCCAACACAAUGCCGGCUCAGAUCCACAAUGGGCAGCUGUCCACUCCUGAAACUCCCCAACCUUCCCCACCAUCUGGGUCAGGAGUCGAACAAUACAAACUGCUUCCUGGAGCCAUUGCAGCUGUAGCCAAACAGCCCAGCUCAAUCCCUCAACCCACCAUCACAAAGCAAGAGGUUAUCUAGCAUCCAACUGAAUGAAUCCACUCGUUGUCACAAAGACCCUGCAAGGGGACUGGGGGAAGGACCCCACUUGUUCACAUCUUCAUCACUCUGGACAUGGGAUAUCCACUGAGAAAUCCGAAGGCACAGAGACACGGACUCUUCAGGUGGCCACUGCAUGCAAACGAUGUCUCUGAUGCAGCCAUAGAACAUCUGUGCCUGCAGAACUGGUGCGUUGGUCUUGAUGGACACCUUGUUUGCAGAGCAGGAUCCCAUGCUGCAUGGUGGACUGUUUCAAAAAUUGCACUGAUCUGCCUAUUUCUUCACUGCCACUGAGUUUUCAUUUUUUUUUUCAAUUUCUCUGCCAAUCUGACUAUUUGGGAGAAAAUGGCAUCAGACCGGGGGGAGGGGGGCAUACCUACAUUGGGGCAUCUGUAAAUAGCUCCACGCUCUUCCUAGACAUCAAGGAAUUAUACAUUCCCUGAUGAGCAUGUUCCCCAGGGAGGAAAAUGCUGAAUUUGAACUGGCUGCCAUUGACCCAGAAGCCUACAUAAUGCUUUUUCCAGUUUCGCUGCAAGCCUCAGGACAAAAUGAACUGAGUGCCUGACUGUAAUGCUUCCUGUGACCUUCAACAAAAAACAAAAUUCAGAGACAUGACCACGUUCUCCUGAAGAAUGGAUCACACAGCUGAUAGUUCUUGACUGAAAUGAGGAACCCGGGGAGUUAUUUGAACAAAUUACUACCUUGCUGUUUCAGACCAAGGGUCAUCUAUCCUUCUACUGUGGAACGUCAUGGGAAUAAAAUGUCCUCCUUCACUUGGUUCAAUCCUGAAAUUUUUCUCUUAAGUGUACUACUUGUGACCAUGAAGGUUCCAUGUAGCUAAGAUAAUUCAUGCCCUUUGAUACAGCUCUCCCCUUAGUGAAUCCUAACUUGGUUUGCUGGAGCAGGUCAGUUUAUUUUGGGGUGGAGGGGGGAUUCAUCUAUGUUGACGUUCAGUGGCUUAAGUGCCCUUGUUCCCUUUCUGCAUCCAAAAUAGAACUGUUUUGCGGAAUAGAAUGGAAAUAUGAUGGCAACUGUGUUUCAGUGAAUAUCCUAAUCAAGUUAAACAAGUCAAGCUCCACGUAACUUCAGUUUACUGACUCAGACCAUUGGUUGUCUACCUUAACUGUCAGUAGCUCUCCAGGAUCUCAGGAAGAGGUCUUUAACCUCACCUAUUACAUGAUGCUUUUAAUUGGCAAUGGCAGGAGUUGAACUUGACGAGGAGAUUAUCGCUGAGCCAUAGCCCAUCCACUUUCCAUCCACUUCUAGACUUGAAUAAGAGACAAAAUAAAAAUGUUAUAUAUUUUCCAGGUGCUACUUUUUUGAAGAUUGUGAAGGAUAAAUGAGUGCAUACUAGUGGGGAAGAUGCAGACACAAGGGUGAUCUGACUGCCUGGGCCUUUUCUUUUUUUUUUAUGGCUGUCAAGUCACAGUCAACUUUUGGCAACCCUGGUAGGGUUUUGAAGGCAAGAGACAAUCAGUGGUUUGCCAUUACAUGGCAACUUUCUCAGUGGUCUUGGUUGUCUUUCUUAACAAGAUCAAACAUGUCUUACCAUGACAUGCCUUAGAAGAUGCCAGCCAUAGUUACAGGUGAAAUGUAAGGAGCAAAAACUACCAGACCAUGGGCACAGAACCAAAAAAAACCCCACAACAGCCAGAAUAAACCCUAAUUUUGCAAGAGAAAUAACAAUUUGAUUUGCUGUCUAUAUCAAAGGAAAGACUUAUGAGGACCCCAUUAAUAAAAGUAUUUAGGAGGAUCUUUAAGGACCACAGUCCCCUCUGCUGAAGCUCUUCUCCACAUGGGGAUUUCAAGGCAAGAGAGAAACAGAUGUGGUUUGUCAUUGCCUUUCUCUGCUAAGUCUUCCUUGGCAGCCUCCCCUCCAAGUGCCAAUGCUGUUUAUCUUCUGAGAUUUGGCAAGAUCGGACUACUACACCAUGCCUGUAAGUGAUGAAAAGGCAGCCUUUGCUGAAAGUACUCUGAGCAGGAAAGAGAAAUGGGAACAUCUGUCAUAUACAUUGUACCUGUGAUCUGGAUAAGUCCCAGCUUCAAAACUUCUUCCCACGUCAACAUCUGUCAAAAAGUUGCACAUUGGCCACACAGCACCUAUGUAUUGCAGAGGAUUCUGGGAAUGGAGAAGAGCUGUACACUGCUUACAACUCACAUGGUAUAGUGACCAGACCAUCUUGUGCCUCACCAAUACCCCACAUGGGAUGGACCAUAAAAAAUACACACCUUCCUCCACCCUGCAAUGGAAGUUUAACACUGACAGACAAGUGUCUUUCAGGGAAUGUAUAGUGCUGCUGGUAGGAAAGACCUGGGUCUAGCCAGGAACCAAACCUGGGAAUUUUAUUCACUCAAGGUACAAUGCUCUGCUACUGAAUAUUGCCCUCUUUUGCUGUUUCUGACCUUUCCAUUCAGAAACCCCCAAAAGUAAAGAAACUUUAGAGGAUAUGAGACUCAGCUCCUGCCAUCUCCUUGCAUUUAAGAAGUGGAAUUAUACAUUGGGGAACUACUAGCCCACGAUGACCACAAACACUGGAGCAUCAUUUCUGGACUGUGAGGGCCAGCUGAAGUUAUAACUGCCAAAAGAAUUCCAGUCGGAUUCUUUACUGGAGAGUGACCAGACUGUUGAGAUUAUCAGACCUCACAUUAUUUACACUUACGUGGGGGGGGGGGGGGGUCUUUGUUCUUUACUUCAGAUGCAGAAAUAUACAUAUUUUGCCCCCAGACAGAGGGUGUCAAAGUAUUGUAACAUUUGCCAAACAGGACUAUGUUAUGCUGUGUAAUUUAUUUCCAUGAUGGAUCUAAUCGCUUUUCCUGCAAAUUAUCUUGUAAAUCACAUUGAUUAUAAUUGCAAAACUGAAUGUGAAUAACAGAAAUUCUGAAAAACUGCUGCCUCAACCGCGCCCUCCUUUUCUGUAUGUAGCGAUAGCUUGAGGGCGGUGUUUGGGCCACAGAGUUCCCUCAUACCAAAAAGUAUAGUAUGGUACACUAAUCUCUGCCGACUACUGCCUUCCCAUGGAAACAGAGCUGUAUUUCUUUAUUUAGUGUUUUUGAAAAUACAAAAAAUGUUUUAUAA